AUGACCAGUACUAGAAAAGGCCUCUCCAGUGAUUUCCAGAUGCUGAUUCAGUUUCUGUUUGGCCAGCUCCAAUCAAGCCCUAGCAGCGCUGGGAUAAAGAGGAAGCUACCUCUGAUGCUUGACAACAGGAUCUCAGCCCCACAAGUGUCUAAGUUCAGCUGGCAUUUGUCUACAGACCCCCUCCGUGACCCCUAUUUCAUACAGUCGCCAUCGACAGAACCUGCCUCUUGCUUAAACAGCCCUGCAAUUGCUGGAGGACCCAUCAUAUCUGAUGUUACCGAGGUGUCACCAUCCAACAUAAUAAAUAUGCAAUCCCCUCCUGAAAAUGACAGGGAGAGGUGCCUCAUGCUGAUCAAGGAAGAGCCAGUUAGCCCUGGAGUGAAAGCCACCGCCAAGCCUCAUGUCCCCCUGCCAGGCUGCUGGGCUUGCUCUGAGCCCCCCGUGCUGCCGGUGGCCAUGGUUCAGUCUGUUUUGGAAGGCAAAGGGGGCUGUGGCACAGCCCCACUGGGGACCUCAUAACCAUCCAAGAGAAGAGGCAGAAGAGCACUGCUGGACAGAACAGAUAUUUCAGACCCCUUGGAGGGCUCUGACUGGAGCUUGGAAGGGCUGCAGCUGCUGCUGAGGAGCCAGCAGUAUGGCCUGGAGCACGCCAGCCUCUUGGAUGUCUUUAACCCCAAUUUAUCUUUGAGUGAGUGGAAUUUGACUGAAAUGGAAGCCAUUCUGUCCCUGAUACAGCGACUCACAGUGGAUCUGGAGAAGAAUGCAACUGAGCUGGUUUAA
Molecule: messenger RNA, 780 nt
Organism: Strigops habroptila (Kakapo)
Lineage: Eukaryota; Metazoa; Chordata; Aves; Psittaciformes; Psittacidae
Product: heat shock factor protein 4-like
Exons: 9
Biological process (GO): regulation of DNA-templated transcription
Molecular function (GO): DNA-binding transcription factor activity; DNA binding
Source: RefSeq, a predicted model, not a curated record